Chaetomium strumarium is the source of this 2115-nucleotide messenger RNA. Its product is annotated as YAP-binding/ALF4/Glomulin. Bases 1 to 2115 code for a protein of 704 amino acids. Lineage: Eukaryota; Fungi; Ascomycota; Sordariomycetes; Sordariales; Chaetomiaceae. Gene Ontology annotation, cellular component: cytoplasm. Gene Ontology annotation, biological process: cellular response to oxidative stress. The transcript has 2 exons. The record is from RefSeq and is a predicted model, not a curated record.
AUGGCCGCUGACCCUCCCAAGGCCGACCCGGCCAAGGCAAUUGAAGCGAUCCGCGAAGCUCGCCCGCCCGCGACCGACCGCUUCACGUACCUGACCAUCAUCGAGGCCAACCUCUGCCGCGAAGUGCUCCCCACGCUCAAUGAGGUCCUCCAAGACGCAGAGCUCACCCAGGAAAUAGGAUGGGACUUGGUGAACAACCUCGUCAGCCUGCCCGGCGCCGAGCACUGUCUCGAGACGGUUGCGCGGCUGGGCAAUCCACGAGAGGUGAUCCUCAAAGUGCUCGAGACGCUGGAGCUCUUGCUGGGCGAGGGCGAAGAGGAGGAAGAGGAAGAAGAAGAAGAGAAAGAAGAGAAAGAAGAGAAAGAAGAGAAAGAAGAGAAAGAAGAGAAAGAAGAGAAAGAAGAGAAAGAAGAGAAAGAAGAGAAAGACACAGAACAAACGGUUUCGCCGACACACAAGUUCAUCACCCUCCUCGGCAUGCUCGCCAUCCUCCAUAAGCGCAUCAAGACCAAGUAUCCCAGCCGCUUCCUCGCGCAGACCCUGCAAACCGUCUACAGCACCUACCGCCCCAACCAAGAGAUGACCGCGUCGGUGAUCAACCUUGUGCACAGCCUGUCUGGCCAGCGGAGACCGCCGCUGCCGUCGAGGAAGUCCUCCGUAAACGUGGCCAACCCGGAUCAGGACGGCGACGCGUCCAAGAACGCGCCAGAUCCCGAGGCUGACAGGGACGAGCGGGAGGACGACCCGACCGAGGUUGCGCUACAGCAGAAGCUGCUGCUGAGCUUUGCGACGUGCAUUCUGGAGGCGUACGUCAAUGGAAAUGACAUGGCGUGGGCGGCGAGGCUCCUGGAGUUCUACAGCCCGGACAAGAUCGUGCCGGGGAGGAGGACGCUGAUGGCUGCUUUCCGGGAAGAGCAGGAGCUGCUUGCCAGGGAUGCUAUUGUUGGGAAGCUAGUGGCACUGAUCGGCGACCUCGGUCUCGACUCAUGCUCGAAAGACUUCAUCCACCAGCUCUGCGACGGCCCAAUGCACAGCGAGCCGCUUUCUGAAGCCGGCGAGCUCUCUACUCCAGACAAAAUUGCCCUCUCCACCGGCGGCUGCGUCUGCCUGCUCGCCUACUGGGUGUUCUCGUCCACCCUCUUCGACGCCGCGCACAGCCAGCCGGAGAUGCGCAUCUUCCCGGAGCACUUUGCCGUGCUGGAGAAGUUCCUGCAAGACGACGCCCACACCCAGAUCCAGCGAUCCGUCGGCACCAUAGAGGCCCUCCUCGCCCUGGGCCUCUGGCUCCAGUCCAACAACCUGAUCUCCGCCACGCCGACCUCCCCGCUGACCAACCCGACCACCUCCCCGGAGGACUCAGCGUCCGAUUUCAUGCGCUACAUCCAUCUCACCACGCUAAUAGCCCUCUACCACCCGCAACUCCAAGCCCGCAACGCAGCCAGCGUGCUCGCAGGCCUGGUCCUGCACUCGGACCCGUCAGACGACGACCGCCUGAAGAUCCUCGAAGAUCUGCUGGAGAACUGCAUGUACGCCAAUCUCAAGGCGCGGGCGGUCGUCUGGUUGCGGGAAGAGCUCAUAUCCGCCUCGGCGGCUCCAUCCACGAGUGGCACAUCCACCCCGCGACAACAACAACAGCAGCAGCAGCAGCAGCAACAGCCACAAAAUCUCUUCGCCACCCCUCAAGCCCUCGAGACAGUGCAAUACGUCGUCUUCCCCUCGUUGGACUCGCUGCUCGACCUGCCGACGCCAGACCUAGUCGAGUUUGUCGUGGCGAACAUGCCCUUCCUGAUGCAGGCUGUCAACUUUGCCGUCUUCCUCUGGGGUUCUCUAUCAGGCGAUAGCAAUACUGAAACCGCUAGCAGUAGCAACAGCAGCAACCGGUGGAGGCAUGUCCUGCCCGCGAACAUGGAAGCUGCCGUCGAGGAGAGGUGGGUUAAGCCGCUGAGGGAGGUGGUGGAGCGCGUGGAUAGGGAGAGGAAGAGCGGUGAGUUUGGACAGGAGGCCGUCCCCGUGGAGAUGGGGAUUUUGGAGGGAGAGCUGAGUCUGUUGACGGAGCGAAUCUCGCGGCUGGAGGGGGCCGGGUCGGGGGCCGGGGGUGUCAAGGCUGGCGCGUGA